CUUCCUGCUUUGCUUCGCCCGACCGAACCAUGACAGACCACUGCCGGGCCAACGGCUUUGGCAACGGAACCGGGGUAGACCAGAGCGUCUCCCUGCUGGAAGCCACCAAGGAAGAAAAGGCGGUGUCCCUGCGAGAACGAGAAGAAGACGAGCGCUUUUUGCGGCAACCGCACCACGGCAACACGAACGACGGACCCGGCAACGACAACAACAACGGCAACGACAGCAACCACGACAGCAACCACGUCCACAACCCACACGAACCCAGCAACAACGACACUGGCGACACUGGCGACACCAAGCCCAUCAACAACAACGACAACGACAACAACAACAACGACGACGACGACGACACCGACGCCUCGGAGCUGCGGAGACGCCUCGCGUGCCUCCGGAAGCGGCGGAAGCGGAUCCGGGAGCACCCGGCACGGGCCGAGUGGGCCUUMCGGGAGGAGGCCCUCCGGGAGGCCCUGAACGAGGGCCGGAGGGACCGGCAGCGGCUGGCCGACGAGUACGCCAGCGCCCUCAGGGGCAGGGACCACGCCUCGCUCUUCCUGGACGUUGCCUGCCGCUGGAACGUCCUGAACGACUGCUUCCACRUCUGGAUCGGCGGGGGRGGYGCCUUUGCGACGAUCAACGGGUGCCGGCUGGGYGCGGAGGCCCCCCCGCUCCCCCCCGGGCUGCGGGUGGCGUCCCGGGAGGAAGCGGGAAUCGGGGCUGUUCGGAAGGGGGGAAAGUGGGUCGUCUCGGGGAACACCUCCGAACCAGGAAAGCAGGCCCCCCGGAGGAGGCUCCUCGGGUUCUUUGGCAGCGAUCCGGCCGAACAGCCCGCWGCGGCGGCUCCCGCUGCUUCCGCCACUCCCGGACUCCAGGGGAGCCUCCCCCCGGCUUCCGAGCCGACGCGGGUCCCGUGGCCGGAGGUCAACGCCGCCCUCGGACACGCCUGCCUCCUGCUCAAGAUCCUGCAGGAGGCCUCCUCCAAGAACGCCGGCACCGGCAUGCGGUUCACCCACGAGCUCUUUCCCAUGGGAUGCACCAGCAAGAUCGGGAUCCGCUUCGGAACCCCCGAUUCUUCCCCCGGGGUCCUGGCGGCGGCGACGGGCCUCGGGAGCCUGCUGGCGACGGGCAAGAGGAACCUCGUCGCGGCCGGGCCGUCGGCGCCAAUCACCUACAACCUCUUCUUCGAGGAGGCACCGGGCUUUAGCUUUUUCAAGAACCACUCCCGGGACUUCAACUGGGCCCUCCAGGCCUUUUUGCAGUGCGUCGCGGAGGCGGCCUCCCAGCAGACCGACAAGACGAUCGCGAUCCCGCACGCGAUCCGCCACGAAACGGCCGGCGCCAACGCCACGAGUGGCAGUGCCGCCGGCGCCAACAGCARCARCAACAACAACAGCAACAGCAACAACGCGGCAAACUUUCUGAACGGGGGCGAAUGGACCAUCGGGGGCCUGUCGAUUUGCUACCACCACCACGAACAGGGCAGGGGGGAGAGGGACGGGAGCGGACCGGAACGGGGGGCUUCCGCGAGCCCGGGGGCGCUGGAGUGGACCAGGGCCUGCCGGUACCUGCUGACGAACCUCAAGUGGCUGGUGGCCUACUCGGCAAAGCACGUCGACCGAUAGACACGGAUUUGUGCGUGCCGAAAGGAAACAAAAACCAAAACAAYAYUUUURACAAAAGGACUAUAGCAUUGCUGCGAGUGCGUACGCACGUGCUCGAUGUGAAAAACAAACACRCAUACACAAA
Messenger RNA from Pseudo-nitzschia multistriata, 1746 nucleotides. NCBI's taxonomy places the organism in Eukaryota, Bacillariophyta, Bacillariophyceae, Bacillariales, Bacillariaceae. The record is from the annotation of a GenBank genome assembly.